AUGGCCGUUGGAGUAUCCUCGCUGCAUCACCCUCGAGGCUUCAUUGUACCUCCAAAGCCAAAGCAAAAGGUUGUCCGCAAGAUACGAUCAUCACCGUCGUUGCGACAUGAGUUAGCUUUGUCGGAUGAAUCAGCCCCAGAAGACUCGAUAUAUAAUGCCGAACCCGUCCAUUCGCGUGAAAAUCUACCCCGGACAGCAGCGAUAAACCCGGCCGAUGCACAAGAUCUUCCUAGUUCCCUGGGCCUGGCUUCCUCUUCUCGGAUCCCUCUCAGUAGGCAUUCCACGUCGCACAGCAACUGGCCAACACCGCAGCUCAACCCGAUAAUAGAACACAAGUCGUCGCUCAAUUCAGUUCCUCCUGACAAGUCCACUCCGGCUCGCGACAGCUUGCAGCCUUCCGUCAAGGUCUACCGGCGUCGCUCUUUUUCGGUCAACGACCUGGGCUGCGUCCUGAGACAGGACAUCAUACAACGCAAUUCUACAAAUUCCACUUCCUCGGAAGAAAGCAUACAUAGAGGUGGCUGGUGUCCUUCGUUCCCCAUUAAACCUCCAGUCUCACCACCAGCCAGGGUUUCAACACCGCCAGGAUUGCCACAAUUCGGCACCGAGCAGGCGAUGUUCCUGCGGCUGGUGCAGCAGCAGCCGACGAACAGACUCUCAUUCUGGAAUCGCUUUUGGAGACGUUCUUCGGACAGCAACGAUGAGCAAGCUGUAGGGAGCCCCAAUUAUGAAGGUUCUCCAAGGAUAGCAGCACAGAGGCCAUCAAGCGGUGGUCCUUCCAACUCGGUCGAGCUCUUUGAGCGCACUUUGGCUGCAAUAGGUAUGGCCACCGUUGUGGAACUUCCGAGUGCAGCAUUGUCGAACUCUCGGGCAUCUCUGCCGCGUGGAGUCUACAAGGCCAAUAUCCCUGGAGCGCUCGCUCGAGCUAAUGACGGUACAUUGGUGAGAGGGAGAUUUGGCCCUCGCGCCAGCGGCCAUGAUAUCGGUUCCCGUAAUCUCGAGUCGCACCCUCUGGGUCGGUUAAGAGAAUCGAGCGCGAUUCAGGAGGCCAUGAGGGAGAUAGACAAGGCCUGCGAGAGGACCAACCUUGAAAACGCCAUUCUUCAAAGUCGCUCUGAAGUAUCACCUGCGUCCGAGGAGUGA
Messenger RNA from Fonsecaea multimorphosa CBS 102226, 1143 nucleotides. RefSeq lists its product as uncharacterized. Bases 1 to 1143 code for a protein of 380 amino acids. The record is from RefSeq and is a predicted model, not a curated record. Lineage: Eukaryota; Fungi; Ascomycota; Eurotiomycetes; Chaetothyriales; Herpotrichiellaceae. The transcript has 2 exons.